Camelina sativa (false flax) is the source of this 882-nucleotide messenger RNA. Its product is annotated as heavy metal-associated isoprenylated plant protein 27. The record is from RefSeq and is a predicted model, not a curated record. Gene Ontology annotation, molecular function: metal ion binding. NCBI's taxonomy places the organism in Eukaryota, Viridiplantae, Streptophyta, Magnoliopsida, Brassicales, Brassicaceae.
AUCAUUUCAAUGUUUGACUUAUUCUCACACCUUAUUUCUCUCUCUCUCUCUCUCUCUCUCUCCCAUCUCUUUUAGACAGUGUAAGUGUGUAAUACAAGCAAGUACUUCUCUCACAUAUUCUCUCCUUUUUCACCCAACUCCUUUUUAUUGGUCUUCUUCCCAACAUCAUCUCAAAAUAUCACACUCUCUAAAAAAAACCCUUGAUUUCUUUUUAAGCUAAUGGGGAAGCUCCAGAAGAUUGGGAGAGUAUGGGAUUGUCUUUUCCUUCCGACAAAUCAGUGUUCAUGUUUUUGUCUAAACACUCUAGGAGACGAUGAAGAAGAAGAGUUUGAGAAGAAGCCAUUGAUAGAUUCUUCAACAGAGAAAUCUGGGAAGGUCAUGAGAUUAAAAGAUGUUGUAGCUGCUGAUCAUCGUCAGACUCUUGCCUUUCAUCUUAAGCCUAAGAUAGUGGAGCUAAAGGUGUCAAUGCAUUGCUACGGAUGUGCUAAGAAAGUCGAGAAGCAUAUUUCUAAAUUAGACGGAGUGACAUGGUACAAAGUGGAGCUUGAGAGCAAGAAGGUGGUGGUGAAGGGGAACAUACUGCCAGUAGAUGUGUUAGAGAGUAUUUGUAAAGUCAAGAAUGCUCAGCUUUGGCCUUCUUCUUAAAAUCAUCACUGUAUCUCUAGUCUUCUCUUCUUCUAUUCACAUGGGGCCUUUCAUGUCAAUCUCCAUCUUCAUGUUAUAUUAUUAUCAUUAUCUAGUUAUGUGCGUACAUACACAUGCAUGCAUCUAUCUCCUCUAAUCUCUAUCCCUCUUUUUUUUUGGAUCCAUUCUAGUUGUAAUGUUGAAUCUAUCUCUCAUUAAUCAUAUUUAUAUAAAUUAAUGAGGAUGAUGUUUCGUUUU